Ochotona princeps (American pika) is the source of this 1424-nucleotide messenger RNA. RefSeq names its product uncoupling protein 1 (gene UCP1). NCBI's taxonomy places the organism in Eukaryota, Metazoa, Chordata, Mammalia, Lagomorpha, Ochotonidae. The coding region runs from base 1 to 924 and encodes 307 amino acids. Gene Ontology annotation, cellular component: mitochondrial membrane. Gene Ontology annotation, biological process: mitochondrial transport; adaptive thermogenesis; response to cold. The transcript has 7 exons. The record is from RefSeq and is a predicted model, not a curated record. Gene Ontology annotation, molecular function: oxidative phosphorylation uncoupler activity.
AUGGUGGGCACCACAGCCACGGACGUGCCCCCCACCAUGGGGGUCAAGAUCUUCUCAGCUGGAGUGGCGGCCUGCCUGGCGGAUGUGAUCACCUUUCCGCUGGACACAGCAAAAGUCCGCCUACAGAUCCAAGGCGAGUGUCAGACCACCAGCGGCAUCAGGUACAAAGGUGUUCUGGGUACCAUCACCACACUGGCAAAAACGGAAGGGCCGCUGAAGCUCUACAGCGGGCUGCCUGCCGGCCUCCAGAGACAGAUCAGCUUCGCCUCGCUCAGGAUUGGCCUCUACGACACAGUGCAGGAGUUCUGGGGAGGGGAGGAAGUUGACAAUUCUAGCCAGUUAAGCAAGAUCUGUGCUGGUCUAACGACUGGAGGAGUGGCCGUGUUCAUCGGGCAACCCACAGAGGUUGUGAAAGUCCGACUCCAGGCGCAGAGCCACCUGCAUGGUCUCAAACCUCGCUACACGGGGACUUACAAUGCUUACAGAAUUAUAGCCACAACUGAGAGCUUGUCCACUCUGUGGAAAGGGACUACUCCUAAUCUGUUAAGGAAUAUUAUCAUUAAUUGUACAGAGCUCGUAACCUACGACCUAAUGAAGGGGGCCCUUGUGAGAAAUGACAUACUAGCAGAUGAUGUUCCCUGCCACUUGCUGUCGGCGCUUAUUGCUGGAUUUUGCACAACGCUUCUGUCCUCUCCAGUGGAUGUGGUGAAAACCAGAUUUAUUAACUCUCCCCAAGGCCAGUACACAAGUGUGCCCAGCUGUGCAAUGUCAAUGUUAACUAAGGAAGGACCGACUGCUUUUUUCAAAGGAUUUGCACCUUCCUUUCUGCGACUCGCCUCGUGGAAUGUCAUCAUGUUUGUGAGCUUUGAAAAGCUGAAGCGUGAACUGAUGAAGUCCAGGCAGACGGUGGACUGUGCCACAUAAUAAGCUACAAGGAAAUGAUACUACCUACCCGUGGGGGAUCUUUGCUGCCCAGGUCAUCAAGAAAUAAAACACUGUCUGCUGUACUUUACCCUAAAAACUUCAGCAACUUUAGUACUGAGUUUUGGACCUUUUUAAAGAGAAAGAUCAAGACCUAACUAGUAUACUUUUAUUAUUAGUGCCUUAAGGGGGAGAACACAAAACACACACCCUGGCACAUGUAUAACCCAGAUAAGUGGCAGCACUUGAUCAGCCAUGUUGGGGGUGGAAUGGUAUAACUAAAUAUGAAGAACAUUUAUAUAUUUUAUUUCAAACUGAUGAUAAAGGAAAACUUGAGUGAAAUGCAUUUCAUGAACACUUUCAAGUGAAGUUAUAAAAAAUUAGUUUCUAUAUUUAUUAACCACAUUUGCCAACUACUAUAUUCAAUAAAGUACUGCUAAUACCUUCUAAAGUUUGUCUUUUGGAAUCUCUACCUGGAUGAAAGAGUCAAGUUCACCCAGAAU